CGGUGGGUGGUGGAUGAGAGUAAACAGCAUUUAUCGCCAAUGAAUGGCAUAUAGAGUUGAAUUAAGGUGCUGGAGGUGUUUAUAAAUGUUUGGUGCUUCUACUGGUAUUGGUAUCUACAGUUUUCGUGCUAUAAUUAGUUAAUUAAGACCGUUUAUGUUGUGGGCCCCCACGCCUGCCAUACUGUCGUUACAAGAGGCCUUGGGUUGAUUGCAAAGGCCUUGUCUCAUUUCCAUAUUUUAUUAGUGCUUCUAUUCUCCCUUGCCAAGAUGCUGAACCAGUUUCAGACACCAUAUUAAAAAGGGGUCUUGACUUGGACAGCCCUGCAUCACAGUUGUGUGGGAUCAGUAACUUGCGAUGAGGGGGAAUAGUGCUGUCAAAACUGUGAGUCAGUGCAUGUGGUCACUCAGCAGCCAUCAUGGAUCUCGUCACAGCCGAUCUGGGCAGAGAGCCUGCCAACAUUCUGAUGUUGCCUCCUGAACUCCUGGAGGCCAUCAUCAGCUAUCUGUCAUAUGAGACCGCCUCCAACAUCCGGCUGGUGUGCCGCACGUUCGAGCGCGCCAUCCGGCACCGGCUGAACCAGGGCUUCUCGCGCGCCGAGCGGUAUGUGCAACAGGCGCUGAAGCUGUUCCGCGCCCAGCUGCCGCGCCGCGAGUCGGAGCGGCGCGAGCACCCGCUCUCGCGGCGCGUGGAGCACCUGGCCGCCGUCGAGACGCGCCUCGGCUUGCUCAGCAUGACCUACCGCCGCUACAUGGAGAUGGACGCGUGCUGCUUCAUUCCGGGCAAGGUGCUGGACGAAGUGUUCCGGGUGGUGCGCUACCUGAAGGAGGCGCCCUCGGUGGAGCGCUCGUCCUUCACCGUGCUGCAGGAGCUGCGCGACAUCUCCUCCAUGGCCAUGGAGCACUUCGAGGAACACAUCGUGCCCGGCCUGAAGCGGAACGAGGCCCGGCCGCGGCCGCUCUCGCUGCUCAGCCUGUUCUCCGGCGGUGCCAGCAGCGCCGACGGCGGCGCUCCGUCGGGUGAUACCUGGCCCAGCUCGUGCCUGGGCAGCCUGCUCUCCUCGCAGCGCGCCGCCAUCGAGGCUCGCAACAAGAGCAUCAACGUGGUGGAGCACUCUGUGGCCAAGCUCAGCCAGCAGGUGUCGGCCCAGCGGUCCCGCUCCAGCACUCAGGGCCAGUCGCUGACCGAGCUGCGGCAGCAGCUGAACGACCAGGCCGAGAAGCUCUCUGCCCAGGAUCUGCUAAUCGCCGACCUGGCCUCCAAGCUGGGGCGGCUGGAGGAACGGCUGCGCGCGCACACCGGUGACGACGCGGACCCGGACGACGCCAAGCACCGCAAGCGUCCGGCGCGCGGCCCGGCCGGGCCCGCGCUGCCCGCCCCACCCGCCGCCAAGCGCGUCAAGAAGACGUAGCCGUGUCAGUCACGGCUCAGAACCUUAGAAACCCGGCGCAGGGAACUCCCGCGUGCGGGUGAACACUCGGUUCUGCUGUACCGGCUGUGUUGUGCCGUUGGUGGUGGAUAGGGGAUGGCUAUCCAUCGGGCUGCCUGACCGGGGAGGGACAGUGCGGGCUGUUCAGUCUGGUGUGGCAGCUGUGUGCUGGCUCUGGUGACGGAUGUGGACUGACGGUCCACCGUGUGGCUGGAGAGUAGCGCGGGUCACGCUCGGUCCACGGUCGUUAAGUGGCGCCGCUGUCCACUGCCCCGCCGCGGCAGGCGGAACUGCCGUCCGCUGCCCCGCCGCGGCAGGUGGAACUGCCGUCCGCUGCCCCGCCGUGGCAGGUGGAACUGCCGUCCGCUGCCCCGCCGCGGCAGGUGGAACUGCUGUCCGCUGCCCAGCCGCUGCAGGUGGAACUGCUGUCCGCUGCCCCGUCGCUGGCCCGGCUUGGCAGGUUCACGCGAAUCCGCGAUGCUACGAAUUAAUAACUGCGUGAUUGUAUUCUGGUGGUAAUUCUACGCGUGGAGGUUGUUUUCAGCAAGGCUCACGUGCCAACGGGUCGCUGUCUCAAACUGGAUGCAUUCUACCUGCCUUCGAGAUGCAACAUGGUAGAGAUUGAGGAAAUGUGGCGUGGAAUCGUGAUAUUUGUUGCUGCUGGCCCUCACGGACCAGUAUGCACAAGCGUAUUGCCAGCCUCUUUAUACAGCCGUUUGUGAGCUAACCAUGGUCCUGACAUAUGUAGUAUAUAUUACUGUUCGCCGUGUGUAUACUCCCACACAUGAUUGUGUCCUACUAUGUGCGGAUAGUCGGACGCCGCUUGGAUGUUGCAUAAAUAAGGUACGAUUAGCUGCUUAUGGAUCCGUGAGGAAAUAGAUGGUACUUCUCUCA
This is a messenger RNA of Pollicipes pollicipes, 2321 nucleotides long. Its product is annotated as F-box only protein 28. NCBI's taxonomy places the organism in Eukaryota, Metazoa, Arthropoda, Thecostraca, Pollicipedomorpha, Pollicipedidae. Gene Ontology annotation, molecular function: protein binding. Gene Ontology annotation, biological process: protein polyubiquitination. The record is from RefSeq and is a predicted model, not a curated record. Bases 417 to 1409 code for a protein of 330 amino acids. The transcript has 6 exons.